Messenger RNA from Phragmites australis (common reed), 2821 nucleotides. Its product is annotated as protein tesmin/TSO1-like CXC 7. The record is from RefSeq and is a predicted model, not a curated record. Lineage: Eukaryota; Viridiplantae; Streptophyta; Magnoliopsida; Poales; Poaceae. Gene Ontology annotation, biological process: regulation of DNA-templated transcription. Gene Ontology annotation, cellular component: nucleus. The transcript is spliced from 8 exons. Bases 610 to 2409 code for a protein of 599 amino acids.
AGGAUGAAAAAGAUAUGAAAAACCAAACAAUUGUAGGUAGUUUUCUGAGAUUGUAAUCCCGCUGUUCAUCAAUAAAGCUCGUUACAUCUGCCGGGAAAAAAACCAAACAGUCAAACACCACUCGUGUGCCUAACAAGAGAAAAACAUCACUCGUGCCAGUCUCGCGAGUGGUCUACUUUACACAGGAAAACUUAUUGUCCAUUGACAAAAGGGACCCAAACAAUUCCUGGUACCCCUCCCAUCUGGUCCCGCUUCCCGACAAAUCCGCCAGCCUGCCCAGCUCACCGUCCGAUGCACACCCCGGCUCCGGAUCAUGCCGUCCAAAAGCGAUCCCGAUUUGAAAAAAGCGGUGUCGCGUCAGGAGCUAUAAAUACGAACUCCCGUCUCUCUCCCUCAAAACCGGAGCGAAACGAAAACCCCACUCUCUGAUCUCUCUCCUCCGGUCCGAUCGACCUCGUCGCCUCCGCCGCGGCGCGCCCCGCCGUCACCCUCCCCCCGUACGGAGAGCCCGACCGAUCGGUCGGCCGGUCCUAUGCGCGUCGCUGAUAAGGUGAUCUUGGAGAUGGGAGCAUAAAUCUAGCACCCCAAUUGGAUCAACAUUUGAGGGGAAUGGACAAUCCACCGCAGCUGCAGCUGGGGUCCAUGCAGCUGGACAUCGCCUCCGCCUUCUAUGCUGGCAAGCCAGAGAUUGCUGCCACAGAAGCAGCAGUCUCCCAUGCGCUUGGGCCAGCACCAACGCUUCCCCGCCAUCAGCCCUCGCCGCAGAGCGUGCAGUCGCCACUGCUGAUAUGGCGUACAGCUGCUGCUGUAAAGCACCCUAUGCCAUUACCUACGCUCCCUCCAGCUAAGAAGCUGCAGGUGCCGCGGAAUUCAUCUGUACUGGCAACAGCUUUGCCAGUUCUGGAGGCAUUGCCGGUUGCAAAGUUGCAACGACCAAAGCUGCAGGUGCGUCGCCCAUUGCGACAGGCAUCGCCACUGCUGGAGCAAGAGUCACUGAAGAAGGAGAUGCCAGUAUUGUUGUCAACACCUGCAACCUCUAUUGGCGUGGUGCUGAAUUCUCUAAAGCCGUGGACAGAAACAUCAUCUGAAUCAAUAGAUACAACACCGACAAGGAGAAAAUACUGCAAGUGCAAGAACUCAAAAUGUCUGAAGCUGUACUGUGAGUGUUUUGCAACAGGCAGAUACUGCAAUGAUUGCAACUGCACAGGCUGUUUUAACAAUGUGAGUCAUGAGAGUGCAAGAAAGGAUGCUGUCAAUGCUGUAAUGGAACGAAAAGCUAUGGCCUUGAAUCCCAAAAUUUUGAAUAGCCCACGAACAGCGCAAAACUAUUGGGGCAAAACAGCUGAAGGCCCACUUGUUGGUAAGCAUACAAGGGGCUGCAAUUGCAGGAAAUCAGAAUGUCUGAAGAAAUACUGUGAGUGCUUUCUAUAUAAUGUUCUCUGUUCAGAGAACUGCAACUGUAAGAACUGCAAGAACUAUGAGAGUAAUGAAGAUAGAAAAGCAAUUUUCCAUAUUGCCCCGCAGCAUGCUGUCUUUGUGCAGCAUGUGCAGAAUUAUGCUUUAAGUGGAAUGCUUGGGCCAUCUUCAGCCCUUCACACAACAGAAAAUGGCCCCAAUGUCACAAUAUCUGCAUCAGGCAGUCAUCAGCCCAUUAGCAACAGCAAUUCUUCACAAGCACUUGUUCCUUUACUCAGUUCUCUUCCUAUAAAAGAUAUUGAAUCUCUUGUUUCAAAAAACGGUACUAAAAGUCCCUCAAACUUAGGACCUCAUGAAGUUUCUUACAGGUGGCGUUCAGCUUAUGCUUAUAUUAGAUUCCUCUUCUGUGCUUAUUUCAAUUUAUGGUAUAAUAAAUAUUUUUUAUCUUCCUCAAGGCGGCUUUUAGCAAACACUAUCCAGAUGGAGGAUGUAAAUGAGCUCUGUAAACUUUUGAUUCUAGCAUCAAGCCAAUCUGCUGAAGCAUUUUCAGAUUCAGGUAUUAAGGAAAGCACCAACACAAAAAAGUUACAUCGAGCGGAGAGUUGCCUCUCUUCCACAAACCAUGAUAAGGAAGCAGUUCAUAAAGAACAGGAUAAACAAGUGUGCUUUCAGGAAAGUAGUUAUGAUGGAUGCAAGGCUAACAACAGGUAUGUGUCUCCUGGAUCCCAGGCGCUGAUGUGUGAUGAGCAAGACGCUGUUUUCCAGUUGUCAAGAGCUGCAUAUGCAAUUCACUCAAUCACGGCACAGGACUUGUCGGACAUUUUCAUAGAGAAAGAGAAGCGUGUACUGACAAAUUUCCGUGACUAUCUUUGGAAGCUUGCAAACUGUGGGAGACUGCAAGGAAACAGCAUCACCAGUUCCUCCACAACAAGGGUUGAAGAGGUAUCCAGAUUCGGACAAAUCAUCCCUCCAUUCUCCAUCCAGUAUCAAUGAACUUCACUUUUCAGUCCACUGAAACAUCUGAGAAAAGAACCAAUAUUGAACACCUAGAGGCGAGGAAAUGUUGAAUGCGGAACGAUCAUCGCAUUUCCUGAUCAGAGAAAUGGUGUCGACAGGGGACAGAAAACCUGAGACCUCCCUUGGUUAUAGCAGAACUUGAUACGUGAAUCUGGUCUGUGCUGAGCAAUUCCUGACACGCCACCAUCUUUUUUUCUCAGCCCCUGUACAUUGUUGAGUUGGCUUUCUCAUGUAAAUUGUCUCCCAGUACAUCUGUGAAUUUUCUACCAACCCCCAAGUCCAAUGUAAUCGAAUACCCUGUUUGCCCUACCAUGAAUCCAUGGAAAGUGCUGAAAUGGCAAGAAGCAGAAGGUGCGGCAUUGUGAGCCGUGGGGAGAUCUCCAUUCGC